UUGUGGUCGCCGAUUUCCUCUGCUCAAUUGUUUUUCCCUUUCAAAAUUUCUUCGAAGGGGAAUUCAGUUGAAAUUCACGAUCAUAAUCGCAUUUACAGGCCAAACAAACGCAGUGACUUUCCGACGGCGUAGAGAUUAGAAGAAGAUAACUUUCAACGACCCGUAGCCGUAUUCUCAUCGCAGUCAAUUCGUCUUUCGUAUGCGUACAUGUUCUGCCACUACUUUCCAUAUUGCGUCUGAUUCUCUCUCUCUUUCUUCAUCAUUGCCCAAGAGACGUGAUUUUUUUGGCAUUUUUCCCCAAUUGCAUCCGUAACCGUGGAGUUUCUUGGUCGAAAGUGAAUCCCAUUCUGGCUUCUCUGGUUGGGGAAUUGGGUUUCUUUGAUUGGCUUGUCUUGACAAAGGGGACUGGUUUAUCUCCUUUGUUCGCUCUUAAUAACCCAGAUUUUGAUUGUGUAUAUACCAGCGUUCGAUUCAUUUUCUUCCCCUCUUGUUUCUGAAGUCAAUUUCCCUUCUGGGUUUUCGAUUUUCUUCCCGAUUUCCAUUUCAGAAGUGUUGGUUUUAGAGUUGAUUGGAUUGUUUAUAGAACACCUGGUUUUUAAAUUUUACAAGAAGCUGGGUAUUUGGAAUCUGGUGGCUUCGGUUAAAAGUAGCCAUUGACUGCAUACGAUCCUUUAUUGCGAAGUUUUGAAAGUUUUAUCAGAUUUCUUGAGAAUUAGCUUGGUAAUUUUGAGAUUUCCUUAAUCCUGUUUUGAGUUGAUAAUUGCAAAGAUGACCAUUGACAAUCUUGCACCAAGGGAGGAGAAGAGGUCGGGCAGGAAGAAAUCUGCAGUGGAUGAGAAAUCUCCUUUGUUACCAAGUAGACAAGAUGAAGUUUCUGGGUUUAAUGAAUUUAAUGGAGCUUCCUUCAGCGGAGCGGUGUUCAAUUUAUCGACCACAAUCAUUGGUGCUGGGAUCAUGGCUUUGCCAGCUAUGGUGAAAGAGUUGGGCCUCAUUUUAGGGGUUGCCAUGAUCAUCAUCAUGGCAUUCCUUACAGAGGCUUCAAUAGAGCUCUUGCUCAGGUUUAGUCGGCCGCGGAAGUCGACUUCUUAUGGAGGUUUAAUGGGAGAUGCUUUUGGGAGAUAUGGUAAAAUCGGGUUGCAGAUAUGCGUUCUUGUCAACAACAUUGGUGUUCUUACUGUGUACAUGAUUAUUAUAGGUGAUGUGCUCUCUGGAACCACCGUGGGCGGUGUUCACCAUGCUGGUGUUCUAGAAGGAUGGUUUGGCCAACAUUGGUGGAAUGCUCGAUUUUUUGUACUUCUAUUUGUGACGCUUGGAAUUUUUGCACCAUUGGCAUGCUUUAAGCGGAUAGAUUCAUUGAGCUUUACAUCUGCCCUAUCAGUUGCACUGGCUGUGGUAUUUCUUGUCAUUACCAUCGGAAUUUCAGUUUACAAGUUGAUAGAUGGAAGCAUUAAGAUGCCCAGAUUGCUUCCUGAGAUUUUCGACAUUUCAUCAUUUUUGAAGCUAUUUACUGCUGUCCCCGUUGUGGUUACUGCCUAUGUAUGCCAUUACAAUGUUCACAACAUAAGCAAUGAACUGGAGGAUUCUUCACAGAUAAAGGCAGUUGUACGAACUUCAAUUGCUCUAUGCUCUUCUGUUUAUGUUAUGACCAGCAUCUUUGGCUAUCUCCUUUUUGGUGAAGGAACUCUCUCAGAUGUACUUGCGAAUUUUGAUGCUGACCUUGGUAUUCCCUAUGGUUCUGUGUUUAAUGAUGCUGUCCGUGUUAGCUAUGCAGCACACCUGAUGCUUGUAUUUCCAAUCGUCUUUUACCCAUUGAGGGUUAACUUGGAUGGCCUCCUCUUUCCAUCUGCUCGACCAUUGGUUCGAGACAACUUGAGAUUUUCGCUGAUCACAUUCUCGCUUAUUACUCUCCUUUUCUUGGGAGCAAAUUUCAUUCCUAGCAUCUGGGAUGUCUUCCAAUUUACUGGUGCAACUGCUGCUGUCUGCCUUGGGUUCAUAUUCCCUGCUUCUGUAGCUUUGAGGGAUUCGCACAAUAUAGCGACGAAAAAGGACAAGGUGUUGGGCAUUUUCAUGGUUGUUCUUGCAGUUUUCUCAAACAUCAUUGCCAUAUACAGUGAUGCCUACGCUUUGUUCAAAAGGGACUCCUCGCCCCGAGACUGAUUGAUCAUGCUCUGUUGCUGAUCACAAUACCUGGAAGGAAGAUCGUCGUAUAUUCUGCCAAGAAACCUUGGUUCUUGCAGAAUCAGAUGCAUUCUCUUGAUUGCAAAUUGAAGGUUUGGCUAGAACUUUUAUUUAUAAGUAAUGAGAUGAAUGUGGUGUUCUGUUGGGGUUGUUGUUUAGCGUACUGGGUGCUGUUCUCCAUGUGUAUUAUAUUCCAUUGUCUUAUUAUCUGUAAUAAACUAAACAUGAUGGAACUUUUGACACCAAUGUUGGGCACACUUAAGUUUUAGUGUGGCUACUAUUUUUGUAUUUUUGCAAAGGAGUGUGGCUAUUCAUGUUUUGUUUGUUGUCUACUA
Benincasa hispida (wax gourd) is the source of this 2513-nucleotide messenger RNA. Its product is annotated as amino acid transporter AVT6A-like. Lineage: Eukaryota; Viridiplantae; Streptophyta; Magnoliopsida; Cucurbitales; Cucurbitaceae. Gene Ontology annotation, molecular function: L-amino acid transmembrane transporter activity. Gene Ontology annotation, cellular component: membrane. Gene Ontology annotation, biological process: amino acid transmembrane transport. The record is from RefSeq and is a predicted model, not a curated record.